Daldinia loculata is the source of this 717-nucleotide messenger RNA. RefSeq lists its product as uncharacterized. The record is from RefSeq and is a predicted model, not a curated record. The coding region runs from base 1 to 717 and encodes 238 amino acids. Gene Ontology annotation, molecular function: acyltransferase activity, transferring groups other than amino-acyl groups. The transcript is spliced from 2 exons. NCBI's taxonomy places the organism in Eukaryota, Fungi, Ascomycota, Sordariomycetes, Xylariales, Hypoxylaceae.
AUGCCUCUCUUCCUCGGAGAAGUAAAAGAUGCGAAGGACUUCGACGAGAUCCUCCUUGUCCUCUAUGCCGACUUCGGUGAGCCCUAUAACUCUUUGCGCAGAUGGUUUAUCCCAGUCCACACCACAGUCGAAGCAGCAAUCGAAGAUGCCAAAGCGCAGUACAUGAAGUCUUGGAAGCAACACGGCAGCAUCCACUGGGUCAAAGUCACGGAUAACGAUUCCGGCAAUAUUGUUGGGGCAGCCGAGUGGGAGAUUCGCGAAAGAGUGAGCCCAUCUGAUGAGCCACGGAAACUCAUUGACGCAUAUUGGCACAUUGAGGGUACUGAAGAGAAGGCUUUUGCUGGAAAACUUGCUACAAGCUUAGAAGGGUUUAUGAAAGACAGGAUGGCCAGACCUCAUAUUGAACUGGAACAACUGGUUGUACAUCCUGAUCACCGCAAAAGGGGCGCUGGAAGAUUGCUUACCAACUGGGGGGUCCAGAAAGCGGAUGAACUGGGAUUAGAAUGCUGUGUCGAGUCUGUCCUUUUUGCUGUGCCCAUAUACGAAAGGUGCGGGUUUGGCAACGUAGACUGCCUCGAUCCGGACUUAACUACCUCCAAUCCAAGUGCGAGAUGGAAGGAGUACGAAGCAGAUGACUUACGCGUCUUCUUGAUGUGGCGCCUGGCGGGUCAUGAUUACCGUUCCGGAGAAGAUAGACUACCACUGUCCAUUAUUUAA